This is a messenger RNA of Raphanus sativus (radish), 6267 nucleotides long. RefSeq lists its product as uncharacterized. NCBI's taxonomy places the organism in Eukaryota, Viridiplantae, Streptophyta, Magnoliopsida, Brassicales, Brassicaceae. The record is from RefSeq and is a predicted model, not a curated record. Bases 397 to 6201 code for a protein of 1934 amino acids. The transcript has 10 exons.
GUGUGUUGUGAGAGACUGUAAUCAAUCAACUCUCCUUAUGAUAUUUCACCAACAACACUUGUCAUUUAAUCAAACCCUAAAAACCUAAUCUCCUCCUAAAUCUCUAGAUCCGUAAAAUGCACCUUAAUCCCACAGAUUCUUAAGUCUAUCCCCAAUUUCAAAUUCACACACUUUCCAAAAUAUUAUUAUUAUUAUUUAUAGUGGGAAAGAAAAAAGCUGGAGAAGAUGAAGUGAGAGAGAUAUCGUGGUUGAAGAGAUUCUCCAUUGGUCGGCGUUAUUGCUUGCUUCCGACAUAAGUACCCUUCCCCCCCCCCCCCCCCCCCCCCCCCCCUCCACUUCAGAUCCGGACACAAGGUGAGGAGGCUCUUUUGAUUUUUUUUUCUUUUGUUUUGAGUAAUGUCGAGACUUGCGAAAUGGAAGCUGGAGAAAGCCAAAGUCAAAGUGGUCUUUCGAUUGCAGUUUCACGCUACUCAUGUUCCACAAGCGGGAUGGGACAAGCUGUUCAUAUCCUUUAUCCCUGCUGACUCUCUAAAAGCUACAGCAAAGACAACAAAAGCACUUGUCAGAAAUGGGACUUGCAAGUGGGGUGAUCCCAUUUAUGAAACUACAAGGCUGCUUCAGGAUACAAGGACCAAGCAGUUUGAUGAGAAACUCUAUAAGAUCAUUGUGGCUAUGGGUACUUCUAGAUCUAGUAUCCUCGGAGAGGCUAUGAUCAACCUUGCUGAAUAUGCUGACGCCUUAAAGCCUUUUGCGGUUGCAUUGCCCUUGCAGGGCUCUGAUUCAGGACCUAUCUUACAUGUCACUGUACAGCUGUUAACUUCAAAAACAGGUUUUAGAGAGUUUGAACAGCAGAGAGAACUCAGGGAAAGGGGACCCUCCACGACCCCUGACCAUAGCAGUCCUGACGAAUCUUCCCGUUCCAGAACUUCACCUUCUGAUGAGUCUCUUAGUCAUGCUGACAAAACCAAUAUAAAAGGGAGUUUCAGAGAGAAGUUCCGAGAUGAUUCUUUGGUGGAAGAAGCCGUGAGGCCAAACGACCCUGAUUCAUCAUCAUUGGGGUUUGAUGUCUCUUCAAACACAUCAGGAAGCCUCAACGCAGACAAGCAUGAUAUAUCCAGCACAAAUGAAAUUGACAGCCUCAAAAGUAUGGUAUCUGGAGAUCUGAGUGGACUUGCUCAGAGCCCUCAGACAGAGAAAGACGCUCGCGAGUGGCACAAUGGCUGGGGUUCGGAGUAUCUUAAUAAGAACAGCGAUUUGGGCAAUGCCAUAGAUGAGAACAUUAAGCUUAAAGGCUUUGUGGAGGACAUGGAAUCAUCCGUUAAUGAGAUUAAGAUCGAAGUGAGCUCGCUGCAGUGCCAUGCAGAUGAUAUAGGUUCCAAAGCUCAAGAGUUUUCUCAAAUACUUAUCUCAGAGAUUAGUUCUGGGGAUAGGUUGGUCAGGGAAGUAUCUGUGUUGAAAUCAGAGUGCUCAAAAUUAAAAGAAGAGAUGGAGCGCUUACGUAGCGUCAAAACACAUGUUGGAUAUAACAACAGCAAAGACCAAGAUAAUGUUUCCCACAACCUACAGCUAAGAUGGCUGCAGGGUCUUUCAGUUGUUGAGGAUAACAUCAGAGAAAUUCAAAACAAAGUUUGCUAUAGCUACCAUGACAGGGACUUACGCUUGUUCCUCUCAGACUUUGAAUCUCUGCUGGGAGUUCUACUGGAUUUUAAAAGGCAGAUUAGCACAGUACCAUCUGAGAAAACCACCACCUUACCGGAGAAAAAUGAGAGAAGCAUAUCAGGUUCUCAGUUGGACACUGAGAUUUAUCAACCAGAGCUUGAUCCCCUUCAAUAUCUUGGUAUGCCUGAUCUUGCAUCUCGUGAACCCAAUUCAGCAGAUUCUGUAAAUGCCAUGAGAGAUAAAAUACUAGAGCUUGUACGAGGGCUGGACGAGUCUAAAGCUGAACGUGAUAGCCUUACCAAGAAAAUGGAUCAGAUGGAGUGCUAUUACGAAUCUCUGGUCCAGGAGCUGGAGGAAACUCAGAGGCAGUUGCUAGUAGAGUUACAGAAUCUAAGGACUGAACAUUCCACAUGCAUCUAUAGUAUCACUGGCGCUAAUGCUGAGAUGGAGACGUUGCGCCAAGAUGUGAAUGAGCAAGCACUCAGAUUUUCUGAGGAGAAGAAAGCUUUGGUUUCUGUGAAUGAAGAACUGGAUAAACGAGCUACGGCUGCAGAGGCAGCACUUAAAAGGGCCCGCUUAAAUUAUUCUAUUGCUGUCAACCAUUUGCAGAAGGAUCUUGAAUUGCUUUCCUCUCAGGUUGUAUCUAUGUUUGAGACCAAUGAAAAACUCAUCAAGCAAGCUUUUCCAGACCCUCCACAAAGCUUUGACGAGUCGACAGGUGAUGCAAAGCCUGAGAAGCAGAACACUCGUGAUGUAAAACUCACACAGUUACACAAUGAGAAGAAGGGGAUGAAGGAACGGCCCCUAAAGGGUGAUAUUCUUCUAGAAAAUUUGCAGAGAUCUCUUCAUGUGCAAGAAAGCCUAUAUCAAAAAGUUGAAGAAGAACUUUAUGAGAUGCACUCAAGGAACUUAUAUCUGGAAGUAUUCUCGAAAAUCCUACAGGAGACUUUCCUUCAAGCAAGUUUCGACAUAAGAACCAUGAAAGGGAAAAUUGAUGAACUUGGAUGGCAGCUUGAGCUUUCAACAGAGGCCAAGGAAAUGUUGAAACAGAGGCUGGAUAUUACGUUGGACGAGGUUUCCUCUCUGAAUGAGGAGAAAACCACAUGCAUUGCCAAAUGGAAUGCUGUAGCUUUUCAGAAUCAAAGUUUAGAGGCAAAUCUGCAGAGUAUUACUCAAGAAAACCUCAUCCUUCUGCAAAAGAUUGAUGAACUGGAAUCUGUAGUGUUGGAGUCUGAGAAUUGGAAAAACAGUUAUGAGACAUGCAUUUGUGAGAAAAAAGAGCUCGCAGAGCUUGUGGAGAAAGAAGCGCUUGAAAAAGUUCAUCUUCAGACACAGUUUGCUACAAUGCAGGCUGAGUUUGAUGCUCUGAGAGAUAAGUUUGAUAAUAUGGCUACUGCAAAUGAAAAUCUGCAGAAUAAUGUCAGUGAUCUGAAGGAGAAGUUGAUCAACACAUUAGGUCGCUACAGUGAAAAGCUCAUUUCCAUGCCUCUGUGGGAAGGGGGAGUGGAUCUUGAUUUGGAGUCCGCUGAUUUAGCAGAUCAGCUUGAUAAAUUCUUGUGUAAGAUAUGUGACCAGAGUCUUGUACUUUUGAAAGAAAAUAAAGAUCUGGUACAGGAAAAAUCCAAGACGGAGUUUAAUUUGAGGGCUGCAGAGGCUGGCAUUACUGAGGUCAAACAGAAGCAUGAGAAUAGUGUACAGUGUUUGGUUGCUAAACUUGAAGCUUCCACUGUCCUCCUCGAGAAGCUUCAGUUGCAAACUGAGUCUAUCAUGGAAAGAAUGAAGGCCAUUACCGAAGCUGAACAGAACUAUCAGAGCUGUCACACCGAAUUUGUUUCUCGUUUUGAUUAUUUUGAGAAUGAAAUGCCUCUGCUCGUGGCUAAGAAUGAGGCGCUUGGCCAAGAGAUCUCAGAACUAAGCUCUGUAACUGUUGAACAUGGAAGAACCAAGCUGCUUGUGGAAGAACUAGUUGAAGAGAAAAAAGGUCUUCUGGUUUCUCUUCUGGAUAAAUCUCAGGAAACGUUGGGUCUUGUGCGUGAGGUUGAGAAUUUAAGGACAACGUUUGAUCAAGAGUUGAGACUUGAAAAAAGCUUAAGGCAGGAACUGGAAAUUAAAAUGGAAGAUCUUACUUCUGAGUUAGUCCAUCUGAAGCAAAUGGUUUCGGAUUUGGAGUUGGAGAAGGCAAAUCACACUCAUCUUUUGUCAGGAUAUGAAACAUCUCUGAGUAGCUUGAACCGUGAUUCAUCAUAUAUUUCUGAUCUGGAAUCUCAGUUACUUGAAAUGAUGGAAUUUUCAGUAGCAGCAGACAUCCAGAUACUUUUCACAAGAUCUGAGUGGGAGACUUAUGCUGAGGAGCAGCAUAAGGAACAUCAUGAGGUACUGACUGCUCUCAAUGGCUCUCGUAAUGUAGAAGCUCAGUAUAUGGAUAAUAAUAUAAAGCUAUUGACAGAUCUCGACUCUCUAAAAUCAGAACUGGAAACUGAGAGAAGUUUAAGAAACAAAUUAGACAGCAGAAUCGAAGAACUUGCGUCUGAGUUAGACGAAAAGCACCUGCUGUUGGAUAACUUUGAUUUGCAGAAAUCUCAAGUGAAACUUCUGGAGAAGAUGGUAGCUGAACUGGAAUCUGAAAAGUCUUCUCAAAGUUUGGAGUAUGGUAGAAAUGCUCAGCGAGAGUCUUCUUUAAUUGAAGAAGUUUUUCUGUGUCUGAUAGCUGGAGAUGUUCAGCAUGUUGUUACAAAAAUCCAGUCUGAGACAUACAUCAAUGACCUUGCAGAACAACUUAGCUGCUGCUCUAAGAGCCAUCUUGAGUCUCAAAAGAAGCACGCUGAUAUAGAAUCUGCCCUCAACCAUUGCCAAGUCAACGAGAAGCGGUAUAUGGAAGAAAACAGUCAAUUAUUGAUUAGUCUUGAAGUCUUGAAGUCUGAGCUUGAGUCUUCCAUGGCUAAAAGCAGAGCUCUUGCCGAUAGAAAUGAUGAAAUGUCAGUUGAGCUUGAAGAGUACACAAAUAGGGAUGAGAAUGCAGAAAGAAGUUACUCUGAGAGAAGCCUAUGUGCUAAUGAGGUUGAGCAAUUGAAAUUUUUGUUGGUUGAUCAUGAAGAAGAAACAGAAAAACUGAUGGUGUUAAAGGCUGAGGCGGAAAUUACAGUCGAGGUACUAAAGGAUAAACUAGCUGAGCUGUCUGGAAAAGGUGCCAGUGAGCUUGCAAAACUGCACAAUAGGUGUGGUGAUCUCACUCAGAAGCUCUCUGAGCAGAUUCUGAAAACAGAAGAGUUCAAAAGCUUGUCCACCCAUUUGAAAGAGCUCAAGGACAAUGCUGAAGCCGAAUGCACUCGUGCUCGUGAAAAGACGGACUACCAAGCCCCGCUAACUCCACAGCAGGAGUCGUUGAGAAUCAUUUUCAUCAAAGAACAGUAUGAAACCAAGCUGCAGGAGCUCCAACAUCAACUGACCAUGUCCAAGAAGCAUAGUGAAGGAAUACUGAUGAAGUUACAAGAUUCCAUUGAUGAGAACGAAGCAAUGAAGAAGGCAGAAUCCAGCUAUUUAAAGAGAACCAAAGAGCUGGAAGAAAAAAUAUCGGAACUGGAGGCUGACUUGCAAUCUGCUACAUACGAUAGACGUGAGAAAACAACAGAUUAUGACAUGAUGAAGGCUGAGCUGGAUUGUUCAUUGCUAAGCCUUGAGUGCUGCAAAGAAGAAAAACAGAGGCUUGAAGAUUUUCUGCAGGAAUCUAAAGAGGAGAUACUGAAAAUGUCUAAAGAGCUAGAAUCGUUGAGAGAAUUAGUACAACGUUGCGGCUCUCAUAAACAGAUUCAGAUGGAAGAUGGUGUAACAGAGUUGGCUGACAAUGCAAGCCCCAGGCCAAAAAUUCAGGGUGCUAUUCAAUCGAGGGGUGUAAAUGAAAACGGAGACCAAUUACCUUCUGGAGCAGUGGACGACAAGAGUGAAGAAAGCCUAGCUUUGAUCAAUGAUAAUUUUAGGACAGAGACUUUAAGGUCUAGCUUGGAUCACUUAAACAAUGAGCUAGAAAGGAUGAAGAACGAGAAUUUACUUGAAUCUCAAGAUGAUAAUGAUUCAGACACCAGAUUUCCGGGUUUGGAACAAGAGCUGAUGCAGUUGCGUCAGGCAAAACAAGAACUUCAAAGUAUCUUCCCUUUAUCUCACGAGAAUUUCAGCUGCGGGAACGCGUUGGAAAGGGUUCUUGCACUGGAAAUAGAACUUGCUGAAGCAUUACGUGGAAAGCAAAAACAGUCAACCAUCCAUUUUCAGAGCGCUUUCUUGAAGCAACACACCGAUAACGAAGCAAUCUUCCAGAGUUUCAGAGACAUAAACGACCUAAUCGAGGAAAUGCUGGAGACCAAAGGCCGGUAUGCAUCUAUCGAGACAGAGCUCAAGGAGAUGCAUGACCGUUACUCUCAGCUAAGCCUCAAGUUUGCAGAGGUUGAAGGAGAGAGACAAAAGCUGAUGAUGACUCUGAAGAACGUAAGAGCGUCCAAGAAAGGAAUGCUAUUAAACCGUUCAUCUUCAGCAACUCUUGGUGAACAUUAAUGCACAGAUGUUACUACUAUGUAUAUAUGUCCCAAGGAUGUUGAAUAAUAAGUCCAAGUUCUAACA